Molecule: messenger RNA, 2339 nt
Organism: Sardina pilchardus (European sardine)
Lineage: Eukaryota; Metazoa; Chordata; Actinopteri; Clupeiformes; Clupeidae
Exons: 4
Coding region: 133-846 (237 amino acids)
Source: RefSeq, a predicted model, not a curated record
UCGAUCAUUGUGCGGCUACAAAGUAAACUUUCCCCGAGGUCCCGUGACAUUGACGUCAUCUUGUAUUUCGUAUCAGAAAACAAUUUUACUUCCCGAGAUGGUCGAGUUGACCCUGUUACAGGAGAGUUCAUUAUGUCGUUGAUGAACGCACUUUGUUGCUGUUUCAGCUCUCCGGAGACUCCCGUCACACAACCGAACGAGACACAACCUCUUUUGCAAGGGAAACCACAGUCUGCACGAAAAGCUCGUCCAGCACAUAAUGAAACACCCCAGAGAAGCGGCAGGUUUAUCGCCCGGCACGUUGGCAUCCCUGAACUGGACCAGCGCUUCAAGGAUGUGGCCGAGAUAUUCAACCUGCAGCAGGGGCACCGCGAGGCCAUGGCAGAAUGCCUCAGCGCACUCAGGGAUCGCUACGGCUGUUCCCAUGGAGACGGCCUGUCUGAGUACCUCAAGAGAAUCAAAGAAGAGCACGGCACGCACCACCAGGUCACCUUCCAGAUGAAAGGUUACGACUUCUCUCUGGCCGUGGUGCCGAAUGACGAGGUUCCUAGCAAGCUGCGCAGAACCCAAGACAGCAUCCGAGGGCUGUGCCAGGCCUCCAAGGCCAUCGUGGCCGCCAGCACCAAGCUCCAGGAGAUGAUUGGCUGGCUGACCAAGGCAGAGGAGCAGCUGGCCAAUCAGGUGCUGGAGGUGGCCCCCGCCUACCAGGAACAGCGGCGGCUGGAAGACAACCUGAAAGAGAACCUUCAGGAGUGCAGACGAGCCCGAGAGCUGUCCGCCACCUACAGGGAGGAGGCCGGGAAGAUCCUCAACGAAGCGGCGCUGCUGUCAGGGGUCAAUCCCUGAUGCGCACUCUGACUGUAAGGGGUCAACCCAUAGACAUAUUAUAUACUCUGACUGUAAGGGGUCAACCCAUAGACAUAUUAUAUACUCUGACUGUCCUCUGGCCAUCUGUACCCCCCAGUGGUUAUGGUCUAGAGUAGAGACUCAUUAGGCACACAGUAGGUGAUUCUGAGGUGCACUGAUAGCUUUGAAAAGAUGAGAGAUCUGUAAAGCCAUGGCAGGUCUAAAGGGAAGAGUCAGGCAUACAGUACAGUCAGGGACGCAACACUCAUGUCUGUGUGAGUCAGGAGGCUAGAUUUAGACACUGAUGCUACUGUAGUUCUAAGAUUCCCUGGUAGUCUGUUUUAGCCUGAUUUGCUGUCUGCCCCACAGUUAGACCAGAGGACAUAUUCCUCCAUAGCUCGCGUUUAGCAGUAGGCCAACUGGAAUAACCUAGGCUGGGUAAACUCUGCCUGAUCUGCCGGUGAUUUGGAUUUGGCCUUGCAGCUCAGGCUGGAAACCUGCACAUCUAUCUCUCCUGCUUCAUGUCCACAUCUGCUGGGUCCAAUCACAAACUUUUUCAAAAGGCGCACCUGGAUCGUUGGUCUGAUUGGCUUGACUAUUCAAAAGUGCACAGAGUCAUUCCAUAGCUUCCUUUUAGCAGUAGGCUAACUGGAAUAACCCACUCAAGUGACUUUUGCUAAGAUGUACACAAUGAAAAAAAAAUGCUGGAUUUACUUGAUUUUAUCAUGUACAUUGGUUGCACAUGAAUGAAAUGUCUAAGUUUACGAAAUUGAUUCAUGCUGUGACAACCUAAUCUGAUGAAUUUAUUCCAAUGAAAUUGAUUAAGUUAAGUUUACAUGAAGUAUUUAUGUAAUUUUCAAAGUCAUUGUGUACAGGUGGCAUGGAAAGUAGGCAUUCAAUUGUACUGAGUACUGCUUAGUAGGCGUUAUGAAGGCUACUUAGUAUUGCAUCAAUGUUAAGGGAACAUACAGUAGGUGAGGUCUUAAUAUGAAACAUGCUGAAUCUGUUGUGCCACAGUAUUCAGAAGCAUUCUUUGAAGAUGAAAACGUGCCAGAUCACCACUGAUGCUUUGUGCAUGUUCAAUGCCUAAUGUAAUCAUGGUGGGAGCAAGUAGUUAUCUCAAAGCAUAAUAACAUAAGAGUCAACUCAGCUCCAAAUGCUACUGGUCUCUAAAUGUAAUCCUCUACAAGAAACCCCAUGUGAAGAUGUUUUCUAACGCUGUAGCUGCGUGAUUAUCUCGGUGUUCAUGCAAAGGCUCAUGGGAACACAGUGAAAUGGUGGCAUCGCAUGUGUUCAUUUGCGGUACUGGUUCAGGUGCCUCACACUGAUCAGACAUGAUUAUGUUAGAUAGAUUCUUUGCUGUGACAAAAUAUGUCAGUUCAACAUAAUAACAUUGUGUUUGAAAAAAAAAAUUUGGUUUAAUUUCAUGUGUUGUGUUUAGUAAAUGGCCUGAAAAUUGUUGCCUUUUUAGAGUAAAUAAAGUAUUUCUUGGA